AUGAACAGAUUCAUAAUACCAAAAACCCAGUCAUCUCGACAGACUGAUGUAUCUGGCGAUGAUAUCAUUCAAUCAGAAGAACAAGAGUCAAAUACCUUUCAAAGUGAUCAUCUUGAAACUCAGCAAUCCGUACCUAGCAAGACAUCUUUCAAGAGAUUCAUUAUACAUUCUUCCACCUCGCCUCUCUCCAAGUUUGCCAAGAAGCUCCGUAUUCCACCUCCAAAAGACAUUCCAGCAAUAGGUUUAUCAAAAUAUGGCAUUUCGGCUCAUGAACAAUAUUUAGCAUCUGGUUCUUUGGGCACCUUCUCUGAUCGAUUCAAGCGUCGAUUAUCGGAAAUGUCUGUUCGAGGCAACGCAUUUCAUCAUCAUCAAUGGGUGCUCGACAAGAUCGAGUUAUCAUACCCAAUCGGCAUGGAACAUAUUGUCAUUGCAGUGUGUACUCCAGCGCAGAAUACAUCCGAUGAAUCUGCUCUCCCUGAUUCAUCGUCACGACUGAUUGCAUUUCGUACACUGGAGCCAACCAAGCUUUUAGAAAACUCUCGAGUCUGUGUUUUUGAACCUGUUCUUGAGAAAGAAUUGCAGAUUCUUUCUGGAAUCUCUAAUGUUGAAAACCUAGACAAUACUUGUACAUCUACCUCGAAGGCUUUACUUUGUCGACAUUUUGAUAUUUUGUAG
Batrachochytrium dendrobatidis JAM81 is the source of this 675-nucleotide messenger RNA. RefSeq lists its product as uncharacterized. The transcript is spliced from 3 exons. Lineage: Eukaryota; Fungi; Chytridiomycota; Chytridiomycetes; Rhizophydiales. The record is from RefSeq and is a predicted model, not a curated record. Bases 1 to 675 code for a protein of 224 amino acids.